This is a messenger RNA of Pogona vitticeps (central bearded dragon), 909 nucleotides long. The record is from RefSeq and is a predicted model, not a curated record. Lineage: Eukaryota; Metazoa; Chordata; Lepidosauria; Squamata; Agamidae.
AUGACUGUUUUGGGGAACGGGUAUUACGAAAUUGGAGGCAUCCACCAGGCCAGCUGCCUUAGAUCCCAGGCUCUUUCUGACGGCCACAAAGAAGAUGAACUCGAGCUGGACCCCAAUGUGUUCUUGAGGGUCAAAGAACGUUCUUUACAGAACACAGUGCCUCCUUUAAAAAAAAAGACCCAGCUUCUCAUCAGAUUUUUCAUUAUAUACAAAUAUUUCUUGUCUGUGUCACUCUCUCUGCAUGAAGCUUUGCCGGUGGUAUGCACCCUCCCCUCUGAAAGAGGGCCCUGCCAAGGACGUCACACUCGAUAUUAUUACAAUCCCAAGAGCAGAACAUGUGAAAAAUUUGUUUACAGUGGCUGUUCAGGCAAUGGAAAUAGAUUUUAUUCUGCUCAAGCCUGCAAAGAGACGUGUGAAGUGGCAGAAGGACCUCCCACACCCUCAUCAGAGCAUCCAAGUCCUCUGGGUAAAAACGUUGCAGGUCUCCCUAGAGAAUGCACCCUCCCCUCUGAUCACGGGCCUUGCAAAGGAGAUUAUAUCCGUUAUUUUUAUAACUCCAAGAGCAAAAAAUGUGAAACAUUUGUUUAUGGCGGCUGCUUGGGCAACGGCAAUACAUUUAAUUCUCUGGAUGACUGUGAAAAGAUUUGCAAAGUGUCAAGAGGACCACAUAGUUCCUUACCAAAGCCUCCCAAUGUCGUCAGUGCAACCAUUGCAGCUCUGCCUGCUAUAUGCACCCUCCUUCCCGACACGGGGCCUUGCCAGCAGUACCAUUCCCGUUAUUACUAUAACAUGAAGAGACAGAAAUGUGAAAAAUUUGUUUAUGGUGGCUGCUUCGGCAACGGGAACAGAUUCACCACCUCCGGGGCCUGCAGAAAGAAGUGCAAAACCUCAUCAGGUGACCAAAAAUAG